AUGUUUCAACCAAAAACAAUCUGCAUUUUGGUAACUAUCAUUGUUCUGAGUUCCUUUUCACCACUUGGAUUAGCAAUGCUGAACUUAACUCUCCCUGGAACUCACCCUGACCCUGAGGCUGUUGCUCAUGAAGUUCACAGGAAGGUGAAUGCAUCAAUGGCAAGAAGACAAACACUAUCAUCCGGAUCUGCAUGCACGACAGGAAACCCUAUCGACGACUGUUGGAAAUGCGAUCCAGAAUGGCCAAACAAUCGCCAAAGGUUAGCAGAUUGUGUAAUCGGGUUCGGUCAGUAUGCGAAAGGAGGAAAAGGUGGUGAAUACUACGUUGUAACGGAUUCAUCAGACGAUGAUCCCGUUACACCAAAACCUGGUACAUUAAGAUACGCCGUUAUAAAAAACGAACCGUUAUGGAUCGUGUUUCCUAGUAACAUGAUGAUUAAGCUGAAGCAAGAGUUGAUUUUUAAUAGCUAUAAAACAAUUGAUGGACGUGGUGCUGAUGUUCAUAUUGUUGGAGGAGGGUGCAUUACUUUGCAGUUUAUUAGUAAUGUUAUUAUACAUAACAUUCAUAUUCAUCAUUGUCAUCCAUCAGGAAACACAAACGUAAGAUCUAGUCCAGAACACUAUGGUUACAGAACAUUAUCAGACGGAGACGGAAUCUCCAUAUUCGGUUCAAAAGACAUAUGGAUCGACCACUGCACACUCUCACAUUGCAAAGACGGACUAAUCGACGCGAUAAUGGGAUCAACCGGAAUAACAAUAUCCAACAACUUCAUGUCACACCACAACGAAGUCAUGCUUCUCGGCCACAGCGACGACUACCUCCCCGACUCCGGAAUGCAAGUCACAAUCGCAUUCAACCAUUUUGGGGAGGAGCUUGUUCAGAGGAUGCCGCGUUGUAGAAGAGGCUACAUCCAUGUCGUCAACAACGAUUUCACUCAAUGGGAAAUGUAUGCCAUUGGUGGAAGUGGCGAACCGACUAUUAACAGUCAGGGAAAUCGUUAUGUUGCUCCGGUUAAUCUUUUCGCUAAAGAGGUUACUAAGAGAGUUGAAACAGAACAGAAUAAGUGGAAAGGAUGGAAUUGGAGAUCUGAAGGUGAUGUUAUGGUUAAUGGUGCUUUCUUUGUUACAUCUGGCGAGAGUCUUGAGGUUAAGUAUGAGAAAGCUUUUAGUGUUGAACCUCAAUCUGCUGAUAGGAUUGUUUUUCUUACCAUGAAUGCUGGUGUUCUUGGUAAUGCAAGGGACAAUAACGUGGGAAUGUGGAGUAGAGGACCAAGCAGCAACGACGAGGGUGUCUCAGAUUCUGGCCCGGAUUACACAGAUGAUAUGUCGGGCAGUGCACUAGUGGUGUUAUCGUCUUCUUUUACUAUGUUGUGCUUCUUGUUGUCUUACAGAGUGAUUCUGUUAACAGUUAUUCUAUAA
Molecule: messenger RNA, 1419 nt
Organism: Lathyrus sativus (Indian pea)
Lineage: Eukaryota; Viridiplantae; Streptophyta; Magnoliopsida; Fabales; Fabaceae
Source: the annotation of a GenBank genome assembly